AACGCUUUAAAAAAAAAGGAUGGUUUCGGUUGGAAUGACUCUAAAGAAAGAGCGACUGUUAGAAAGUCGCUUGUUUCGUGUAUCUGCACAUUUUUGCAUACUGAGUGAAUAAAUCGGAUUUCGAGAAUUUCCAAAAACUUAUUUAAAACGUAACAGUCAUCUCCCUUGAUGUGGGAAAUGCAUAGAUACACUGAGUUAUCGUGUUGAUUCGUCGUUUGAUUAUUUCUUAGCAAUACAGACACUAACCACUUUCCAAGGGUUUUCGAAUCUACCCCAUUAACAAAUAAGAGGUAAUUGUUCCAAGUGAUUCUGUAAUACAAAAGUAUAACUUUACUCUUUGAUAUAUCAUACCAGGAAACUGAUUCAGGUCAUCUUUGAUAUAAUGACUACUACGGAUGCUCAAUGUGUAAGUGAAUACACAACAGAUGAUCGUUUUCAUCAAUCAACUGGGGAGGAUUUAAUGAAAUGUUUCAAUAAAUAUGACAUGACGCAUAAAAAGCGAGGUGUCGCUUACAUCUUCAACAAUGAAAAUUUCCAACACUCGGAACUUAAAACUCGACUCGGCUCAUCAAAAGAUGCAGAAGAUUUUAAAAAGGCAUUAAUUAAACUUGGAUUCCAUAAAGAUGAUAUCAAUCUUUAUACAGAUGCAACAGCUGAAGAAAUGUGUGGCGCUUUGAAACAGUUUGGAAAAAAAAAUUCUCAUCCUGAUCUUGAUUGCUUUAUUUGUGCAAUACUAAGUCACGGUGACUCAGACGAUCUUAUCUAUGGAUACGACGAUGUUGUUAAACUAGACAAAUUGCUUUCUUAUUUGAGACCCGGUUGUUGUCCAUCUUUAACAGGAGUACCUAAAUUAUUCUUUGUUCAAGCAUCUCGUGGAAGUAAGAUUGAUUUUGGGAUCGAAAAAACUGAUGCUGAUUUAUUAAGGAAUCGAGAAAGGGCACCCAAAAUUCCAGUUAUGGCAGAUAUGUUGGUUGUUUAUUCAUCGUGUAAUGAAUAUCCUUCUUUCGGAAAUAAAGAAGGAGGCUCGUGGUUUAUGCAAGCUCUAAGUAAAAUUUUAAUGAAAUAUGGCAACGAGUAUGAAAUCAUGAAACUUUUAACCGCUGUCUCUAACUAUGUUGCCUCUUUAGGCUUCCAAAGUUCGGAUAAUUCGGAAUACAAUGGCAAUAAACAAAUGCCUCAAAUUAUGUCGACAUUGAUUAAAGAACUAAAGUUUCAGUCCAAGAACUAAAUGUACCGUUUACUUUAAUAUACACACUAAAGUUUUAUGUAAAUAUAUGUAUACAAAUACAAAAUGCAUGUGCUUUUAUAUAUAAUUCCUAGACCUAAAAUGUUUAGAUAAAUGUAACAUUUUAAACUAAUUAUUUUUUAUAACUGUUAAUAUGAUUCCAAUCUUGAUUUGGUUUCUUUUUAAGGUGUUUAACUAAACCUAUUCCUACUAUUUCGUUUUGGGAUUUGGUUUUCAAGAUUCUUUAAGUGAGUUCGUGUGUUGAAGCAUACACUGUUGUGUCUGGGGAGAGUCAUUCUCUUUUAGUGCCUUAUUUCCUUUAUUUUUCUAAAAUUCUCGUUGCGUCUUGCAAACUUUUAAUAGUUAAAACUAUUGAAAAGGUUGCAAGACGCAACGAAACUUUUAGAAAAAUAAAGAAGGGAAUAAGUGGAAAUUUUACAGGUUAGUGUUAAAUUAUAAGGCACUAAAAGAGAAUGAUUCUCCCCAGACACAACAGUAUUCCCUACUAUUCUUUAUCAAAAGGAAUACAAGUGCCCUAUUUAUUCACGCACAAACAUGCAUAUACGAAAUAUACAAACAGAAAAUGACUAUUUGUGUAUGUGUCUGUGUGUGUAAAAUGAAUAUGAAUUAGCAAACGAAUUACCAUCCCCAAGUAUAACGAUCUAUAUUUCAAACUAAUCUUUCUCCCUGAAAAUUCAACUGACAUUGUCUUAUAUACAACUAAAUAUGAACACUAUUAAGAUAUAAACAAACGAUUGAUUACUUAUUUGUUUUGAUAUUUAACCGAUUCGCUAACAAUAACGAAGUGAUAUUGAA
Molecule: messenger RNA, 2041 nt
Organism: Octopus bimaculoides (California two-spot octopus)
Lineage: Eukaryota; Metazoa; Mollusca; Cephalopoda; Octopoda; Octopodidae
Product: caspase-7
Biological process (GO): proteolysis; positive regulation of neuron apoptotic process; apoptotic process
Cellular component (GO): cytoplasm
Molecular function (GO): cysteine-type endopeptidase activity
Source: RefSeq, a predicted model, not a curated record